GAAGAGCAGCUCUCAUGUAUAUUGUGGUAUUUUCCACCGGACGGUCCACAUAAGGUUUAUACGUUCGGAUCUUACUUGGCAAAAGUCUGAGUGGACAGUGUCCGUCGUGACAGGCCAUCAGCGGUUUACAACAAUGGCCGUUUGGCCCGGCAUUGCCUGUUUACUGGGCCUAAUAUGUAUCGCAAUAGUUUGUGCACCAGCCACAGAGGCUGCCAAUGCAAGUACCACCAAUGCGGCUGACGCAAACACGACCACCGCUACAGUGGUGAUUGAGGCGGCGGAUGGCAAUACAACCACAGCGGCGGAUGCAGCUACAAAUACAACCACAGCGGCGGAUGCCGCUACAAAUACGACGGAAUCUGCAGGCGAAACUACCACAUCAGCAGGUGUGACAACAGAUGAAGCAUUAUAUGUGAUCAAACACAACGACGAGGUCUGUAUGUUGGCCACGAUGAACACGACUAUCCGGAUCUCGUAUGAGGCUACCGGAGAGCUUAAUCAGAGCAUCGCUAACACUGUCCCGGUUGUGAUUGGUACGGACGCGGACCCUUUCGAGAGCAAGUGUGCUGAGAAUGAAAUGGACACUGCCAGUCUCGUUUUAACCUGGGCUAUGGGAACAUUCCGACUGCUGCUUAACUUUACUGUACAGGAUAUGGAAGGGGAAGUGAACAGCACAGAAAAGGCCUGGGCGAUGACAGGGUUAGAGUUCACCUACGACAAAUCAGACCAGCUGUACUUCCCUGACGCUGCUGUUGCCGAGAAGUUGACGGUAACCAAGGACAACAUUACUCUGUACCAAACACCUCUGGGUCAGUCAUAUUUAUGUACCGCUGGGGACGAGAUUCUGGUGGGCGAGAUUGAAAAAGGCGCCGCCAUUACCUUCACAGAAAUUGAACUUCAACCCUUUGCCGUAACAAACGGAAAGUUUGGUGAACACAAUGUCUGCAAUGUUGACGAGGAGCUAGAGAAGAUGAAGGAUGAAAGCUGGUUGGUUCCAGUCGUUGUGGCUGGAUGUUUGGCAUUCAUCAUCAUAGUGCUUAUAACUGUAUACGUCAUUUCACGGAACAUAAAGAGGUCUGGAUAUAGAAACAUGGAGUGAUCAUCUGGGGCGAUUCGGAAGUACUCUACCCACACGUUACAUCAGUAAAAGCCGAAGUCUGCAACAGUCAGUUUGCUUGCUUCUUUCAAUCUAAAUAUAGCUCAGUUGAUACUAUAAAGAUCUAUAAAAAAAAUAUAUAAUCAAAAAUGUAUCUAUUCGCCGCUAAGGAAACGUUCUAUCACUGUUGCAAUUUACAGGCAAAAUGAAAUUUUAGUUUUGGAGUUAAGAAAUAAAGAAAUAUAUGCAACAUGUUUUCCUGGACGCUUAAACAUAUGAAGAAGACAGGACCGCAUGUUGUAUUUUACAGGCAGACUGAAUGUUAAUUUUGGAUUUAUGAAAUAGAGAAAAUCCAACAUGUUAUAAUUAUUGCUAAGACAUAUAUAGAAGACAUAGCCCUAUCUCCUAUAUUAUUAACUAUUGGCCAGGUCAGAUGUAUUGUACCUGUACCAGAUGGAGAUUUUCUAUCACGAGAGCUACUGAAUUCCACAAAAAUUAAGGAUUGCUCUUAUUUUGGAUAACUCUAACAUGUGUACACAAUGUACGUACUAGAGUAGGGCAUCGGUAUCGGUUCCAGUUCAUAAAAAUGUUUGUAUCGGCAUGUUCGAUUUCCCUGGUUAUAUUGCUAUCUUUAAAUAUUAGAACCAUCUUCAGAGAGAUCUCCAUGGGUUUUUAUUCACCCAAAUGUUGUUGUCAUGACAUUUUUUGUUUUCUCUGUAUUCAGAUUGUCAUCUAUUAUCUUUCAGAACUUCAUAAGAAAAGUUUACAAAACAGCAAAUUAAAUGAAUAGAAAAAAAGGCAAGGCUCAAUGCCAAGCUCAGUAUUCAUACAUUUUGAGUACCGAUGAGUUAGAGUGAUCUGUGAAGAACAUGGCGAACAAUGAUCCUAUACCGAUCAUUGAAUUAUCUGUGCAAUAUAGAAAUAAUGAAUACUAUGUAGUGAAAAGAAAAUAAUCUAUUUUCAUAUACAGCUGUGUUGUAAAUAUAAUGCCUCGUGUCCAUUCAAGGGUAAGUGCUAAUCCCGACCUUUAAUUGUUGAGGUUGCUGUGUUGGCAUCCGUUAUAUAGAUGUGAUAAGGAGAAGGGGAUGCUGCAUUAUUGUCGCGUUUAGUCUUCCACUGCAUGGGUCUGUCUAUAUAUAUAGCUAG
Messenger RNA from Liolophura sinensis, 2242 nucleotides. RefSeq names its product lysosome-associated membrane glycoprotein 5-like. Lineage: Eukaryota; Metazoa; Mollusca; Polyplacophora; Chitonida; Chitonidae. Gene Ontology annotation, cellular component: lysosomal membrane; plasma membrane; late endosome membrane. Bases 134 to 1099 code for a protein of 321 amino acids. The record is from RefSeq and is a predicted model, not a curated record. The transcript has 7 exons. Gene Ontology annotation, biological process: establishment of protein localization to organelle.